Agrilus planipennis (emerald ash borer) is the source of this 5700-nucleotide messenger RNA. RefSeq names its product kinesin-like protein CG14535. The transcript is spliced from 11 exons. The coding region runs from base 483 to 5039 and encodes 1518 amino acids. The record is from RefSeq and is a predicted model, not a curated record. Gene Ontology annotation, biological process: microtubule-based movement. Gene Ontology annotation, molecular function: microtubule motor activity; ATP binding; microtubule binding. Lineage: Eukaryota; Metazoa; Arthropoda; Insecta; Coleoptera; Buprestidae.
AGUUACCUACUAAGCGGCGAUAUAUACUAAACGACCAUUCGUCGCUUGUGACUCGCGCUGCUCCGGGCGCAUUGCACCUAAAGCUCUUGUGCUUUACAAGAAGACAUACGAACGAGUCUUCGAGAAGAACGAAUCGGAAAAAAUGCGCGAAAACGUAAAAGUUGUGCGAAGUGGUAGCAGCACCAGUUAUAAUCUGUGCAUCUCGAUAAGUUCGCGAUUCUUCGUAGGACGAUUUUAACUUUCUGUGUGGUAGGAGAUAUAAGAUAUCCGGCGUUGUGCGAAAAAACUUGGAAAACUUUCGCUGACGGAUUAUUAUUAAGAACUCCGAUGAUCGCUUUUCUCCCUGAUCUGUCUGACUUUCUGAAAAAGUUUUACUAGCUUCUCCGACUUCCUUCCUGUUAGCCUAGCGUAAUGAAGUAAAAAGAUAAACAAAAGAAACAGACCCCUAUCGGACUCCCGAAGUUUAAUCUAAGUGGUUCGAAAUGGAGUCUUAUCGAAAUCGAUUGGGGAAGCGAAGAUCCACUCCAAUUCCCGUUCUUCCCCCACGAAUCCCGACUCCAAUGCCGCCUCCUAACAACAACAACAUCCAAAAGUCAGGUCACGUGUCGGCGGAGGCCACGUCCAAAGUCCAUCCCAUGUCAGGAGUCGGUCCCGACGCGACCAAGCUUAUCUCUAAGGGCUCCUAUAAGCUGCUCGAUAACGACGUCAAAACGGCUUGGAUCAACCCCAGACUGAUUUCUAGGUUAAACAUGGAGUUGAUCCGAUCUACAGAAUAUAUAAUACCGGAAACAAAACCGAUGAAUGGGUACAACCACAACCUUUAUCAGAAGCAACAGACGUGUAAUAGGGCCCACGAGAAAGAGUGGGAGCCUUCAGUCAAUGGGCGCGCGAAACCUCCGCCACGAUACUCUGCAGUUUCUUCCCUUUCGCAGUCGAUAGCAGAUGCAGCAGCGUCGAGAACCCGCGACAAGACUGACCGCGAACGUACCAACAAAAUUAGCCGACAUCAGACCGAUUCGUUUAAUACGAAAGCGACGCGCUUUCUUGAGCCAGCCGGUAAAAGAAUCCCGCCAACCGAGCCAUCAAGCAUCAUUCCUCCUACGAAGCAACAGCAGCAAUCUUCGAUGGAACCGAAACAUUUCAAACAAAGACAACCCUUAGAACUUGCACUGCUAGAAAAAUCCGCGUACGAUCAAAGACUAUCGAAACACAGAACGCAAACGACGAACUGUGGUGCGGUCGAGAAGCCGCAAUACGCGCGCAUCCCGAACAGUAAAGUGCCGGUGGUUCAGGUGAAAAAUAAAGGACAUCCGAAAAACGCGACGGGAAAACCCGGCGUUGCCGAGCCGGUCGGUAAAGUGAAAAGUUUAGUGGGGUAUCAUGAGAGCAGUGUUGGAUACGUAGGGGGUGCACUUGUUGGUUCUGAGAAAGAAGUAUUUGGGGUUUAUGCGGAGACGAGGUACGCCUUCGCUGUUAAUGGACUGCCCGGAAGUGUUGCCCAAGCUUCGGCCGCUGCGGCUUUUUUUGCCAGAGCCGCCCAAAAGUUGAAUUUAUCAUCGUCUCCGCACCGAAAAAAAAGGAUCAGCUCGGAGGAUGCCGAAGCCGCAGGAUUUUGUGGUGCCCUGCAAAGGGCUCCUCCGCCCGUACCACCCGCAUUAUUACGCAGAAUUGGGGUGAAAGAAGUUACCGGCGUUGGAAAGGUUAAAGUAAUGUUACGGGUUUCCACGCUUCCAUCGGGCUCAUCUCCAGAAAACAGCAACUUCUUUAGCAUUGAUAAACGAAAAAAACAGGUCACUCUAAUCGAUCCAUCGGUAUGUGGCAGUUCGCCUGCUCCUGAAGACCGAAGAGUUGGUGUAGCAGCGCCCAAAAUGUUUGCUUUUGAUGCACUAUUCUCCCAAGACGAUUCACAGACUGAAGUUUGUUCAAGCGCUUUAACAGAUGUGAUACAUGCCGUCAUAAACGGUACAGACGGAUGUUUGUUCUGCUUUGGACAUGCUGGAUUAGGAAAAUCGUACACAAUGUUAGGUGCUCCAGACAAUACCAACACUUUGGGCAUAAUUCCUUGUGCAAUAUCGUGGCUGUUUCGUGGAAUUAAUGAACAGAAACAAAAAACCGGAGCUCGGUUUUCAGUUCGAGUUUCCGCCGUUGAAGUUUGUGGUCCUACGAACCAACUUAGAGACCUGUUGUCGUCCUACUCAAACGAUUCCGAACAAUCACCGGGCAUGUAUUUGAGAGACGACCCCUUGUUUGGCAAUCAGCCCCCUCAUUGCGAAUUACGCGUGCCAACGGCCGAAAAGGCCGCACAGUAUUUAGAUGCGGCCAUCGAGGGUCGGGCACCUGCUAAAGAAGACAGCAGAGACUCGCACCUUCUCUUCACUCUGCACGUGUAUCAAUACAGUGUGGCGGGAAAGGGAGGAGUUGCCGGAGGCCGUAGCCGACUGCAUCUGUUCGACCUGGGAAACUCCGAGAGGGGCAAAUCCAGCGGGGGUAUACCGCUAUCGGGUCUCGGAAAUAUUUUGCUCGCCAUUUUUAACGGACAAAAGCAUCUUCCUUACAAAGAUCACAAGUUGACUUAUCUUUUAAAAGAUUGCCUGAGUUCGUUGACGUGUCAUGCGGCGAUGAUCGCGCACGUAUCGCCGUUCGCUCAAAACUAUUCGGACACAUUGACAACAGUACAACUUGCGUCCAGGAUACAUCGCAUGAGGCGACGAAAGAUAAAAUUCGUGUCGGCAGGUGUGGGGAAUAGCUCGGGGGGCAGUUCGGGCGAAGAAGCGGCACGUACGACCGGCACAAGUAGCGAGCCCGAUCCAUCCAGCAGCGAUUUAUCUGCAGACACGGUUAUUUACGUGGGCCCUGCAGAUGACGCCACUGACUGCGAACACCCUCCGGUCUACAUCCCCAGCCUUAACUCCGGUGACAAUCGUUGCUCGAUGAGCAAAGCCUUGAGGGGUUCCGGGGCGGAACAGCGACCCGGAAAGCCUUCCCUGCCGCAAAAAUCGUCUUCCGACGAAAAAACGCCGACUCAUCGACCCUCCAUUAAAAAUCCACCAGGCACACGGACGUCACCCGCGCACAGUGGCAAUCAAAAAUCGUCACCUAGUCGAAACGCGUCUGUCAGAAAUAAAUCGUCUACGUCGGAGACUGCGAAGCACGCGCCUAAUGGAGCCAGCGACGAGCAGUGGAUCGACGGUCCGCGAAUUUCGAAAUCCAAAGUCGCCGAAGCGAGACACCUCAUGAAAGAACCGUGUCACGUAAAAAAACGAGAGACGUGGAUUGAUGGACCUAUGCAAGAAGAAAUAUCCGCCGGUUAUGGCUACAUGGAUAGCCACAAGAAAAAUAUGAUCCGGAAAUGGGUCGAGCACCAAACGUCUCAAAUACAGAAAAAGACUGGCACCCACGGAAAACCAGCCGACCCCAAACUUUCGAAAGAGUCUACUAAAGAAUUAACGCAAUUCAAAACUUGUGAUGGUGAAGUUGUUAAACCUGCUGGAACGUCCAAGCAGCAACCCAUCGAAGAGUCGACCAUAAGAACGGGAUUGAAACUUGCGGCCGGAAAAAAUAGCGACGUCAUUCAGGAAUGCGAAGGCGAGGAAACCUACGAAACUCAACGAGAAGAAGAACAAGAGGAUGAAGAUGAAACUGUGGAAAUUCCUCCAGCGUUGCCAUUAAUCCAACCGUUAAGUAGUAGAGAGGUUUCUUUGGAAAGUUUAGAUAAUCUUUUGAAAGAAAGACUUUCGUCCAAUCCCAAUUAUUCAAGCCAAAAUCAGUAUCAAGGUAACGAAUAUGGAGAACAUUUGGGCAGUGAUGAUGAAAUAUUAGAGAUAAUUGAAGUAGAAGAACCUUUAGAACCAGUACCUACACAAGACUGUUGUUUACAAGUAACCGAAGAAGAUAUAGCUUUUUGUAUGGGUAUUUUAGAAAAUCCUUUACCAGAAGUAGACCAAGAAAAUCCUUUAGAUCACCCUCUUAGAAUACUAAGUCAAGAAAAUUUAACUGUUGUUUCAACCUUUACGGAUUCCAUGUCAGUUUAUACAGACCUAGAACGUAUAUUACCUCGAAACAGGUAUGAUCCUAAAUACAAUCCUUACAAUAACGAUUACGAAGAUCCUGAAAAUCCACGGCCCGGCCGUUUCGACGAAACCAAUCGAUUUCCUCAGUUAUACCCCGUGUAUUCGAAUCCGAUAUCGAAAGUUAACCCUUCUCCUCUGGAAUUUAUCCAAAAUAGACGGUUCGACCAAAAACAAUUCAAUCGUAGCGAAUCUAUGUCGUUGUCUGAUAUGCUUUAUGGUAUCGGUGGUGUAGGAGCUCAUGAAACUAGCAGUAUUUACAGCGAACCAGCUUACAUCCCUGAUCAGGAAAAAUUCUGUGAAAAUUGUAAAGUAAGUAUGUCUAGACCAGCGACAGCGCAACAUUGGUAUGCUGAUCCUUAUUUAUCGGCCAGCAGUACAGAACUGGUCAUGCCAUUUGUAGACGUUCCCUCAUUGGGUCCCCGAUUCCAAAGGUACAGUCACAAGUACAAAGACAAUUUGGCAUACCUGAGACAUCCUGAUGGAGCCUCGAAUCCGAAUUUAAAAGAAGAAAACGAAAGACUGACGAACAAUGGGACCUUUUUGUCUCAUAAGAUGUGCAACGUUUCGACGAUUUUGACUGAGACUGCGAAAACCACACGUCCAUUGACACCUCCCAAUAGUCUUCCAUCCACGGAAAGGAUCAAUCCGAAGAUAACGAGCGUAGAAGCUGGACUAACUUCUAUUAAAUUGAACCAAAAGACCGAAGAAUACGACAGCGGACAUGAUUCUACGCCUCGUACAUCGAAGCACAGUCCAGCAGCGAUUUCGAGAAGAGCGGAAAGUGGCUAUGACAGCGUCGUUCGUGAUAGUGAAAGCUCUAGUAUAGAUUCAGAACCGACUAGAUUGUCUCACAGCGCUCACGGAAAACGUGGUAAAUGCAAACAUAAGCAUGACAAAUCGUUUUGCUCCUGGUUUUUACAUCCGUUUACCUGCAAAUAUAUCGACGAACCUCCCGAAACCCAUUUCUAAUAAAAAUCGCUUAGCAAAUUAAUAAGUAGCUUUUUUACUCAGGAUCAAGGCUGUUGUCAGGAUAAACAAGAGAGAAACAAACAGAGACAGCUUGUUUCGCGAUAAAAAUAAGUAUAAGGGAAACACCAGACCCUUUGGAAAAUUAAGAAAAGAAAAUUUUAAUGCACUUUUAUACAUACAUAUAAGCAAAUAAAACCUGAAAGACUUUAAGUACGAAUUUUUUGUAUUUGUAUUGUAUAUAUAAACAAUCACUAAAUUAUUUUUUGUCAUUUUCGAAAAAAAAAAAUUAAUAACUCCCUUGCAUAUCAUACUCGCCAACUGUGGGGAACAAAAAUUUAUAUCUUAUCAAAAUUAAAAUUAAAAACAAAAAAACAUUUACCCAAAGCGAAAGACUGCUUGUCAAUUUUAGAUCUCAAAAAUUCACUUACUACCCUUAAUAUCGAUGCCAUAAGAAAUUGAACCCAGAAUUUUUUUGUGAUACUGUUGCUUAAGAAUUUUUCGUUAGUUUUUCGUGUCCUAUUUUUGUAGCAAUGUACUAUAUACACGUAAGUAUUUAUAGUAUAUAAGUAACAUAAUGUAUUUACUUGUAAAGGUUCAUCUAUUUAUUUGACUUUUUAUACUGUUGCUAUUUAAAUUCAGUUGUAAUAUAGCUGUUAGACUU